Fulvia fulva is the source of this 1485-nucleotide messenger RNA. RefSeq lists its product as uncharacterized. Bases 1 to 1485 code for a protein of 494 amino acids. The transcript has 3 exons. The record is from RefSeq and is a predicted model, not a curated record. NCBI's taxonomy places the organism in Eukaryota, Fungi, Ascomycota, Dothideomycetes, Mycosphaerellales, Mycosphaerellaceae.
AUGGCUGAAGUCGCCCCUCUCGCCACCGCGCAUGCACAUGCACGAAAGGCAGCCGAGGCCACAGAGCAGGCUGACUUGGCUCGGGCUGGAGACGAGCAUCAGCAUGCAGCCACCAACUACGCCAGGACAGCGCGAGCAUCUAGCGAUUCAGAGGCGUUACGUGUGUUGAAGCUUCUCGAAGAGCAACAUCUGAAGCUGGCAGAGCUCAUCAAGUCUCCUGACCUAUACGGCCAGACUGAUCGAACAGAUCACAGCGGUACCACUACCAGCAAAGACGCCGCUUUGGCCGUCUCACGACAUGACUUUGCGAAUGCCAAGAAUCAAGCAGCGACUUCAUCAUCGUCGAAGCCGGGCUUGACGACAACGGCCCUCGCUGCAGCUAGACUCGGCAGUCAGGCACGCGACUCUUCUCCUUCCCUGGCACGAGAGAUUGCGUCGAGACGCGGUAUUCCUUCGUCCAACAGGAAUCCUCCUUCAGCAGCGGCACAGGCUCGAGCACGACAGCUGUCCCCAGAGUCUCUCCGUCGCAGUCGCCCUUCUUCAGCUCCAAAGAUACCGCCAUCUGUCGUGGACAGCCAGAACUUGCAACGAGCAGAGAGAAGUGCCAAGAAGCUUGAGGAUGACGAUGGCUUCACCAAGUUUUACAGCAAUUUGACUACCGGCACCAUGUCGAAGCUGUCUUCUGUCCUGGCGUAUGCAGGGCUACCACUAACAGCAGACGACGUCCAAAUUGAUCAGAGCAAGCAGAAUCUGGACAAGCGCACUGUCAGGGCACACAACGAUCCUGAUGUGAAAAAGAUCUACUCCAAGGCAGCGCUGGAUGCGAUCGAAGACGAGCAUCGAAAACGUGGUGCUCAAGGCGGUGUCUUUGGGCCCGCAGAGAGCUUCUAUGUUGUGCAGACUGGCGGCGGUACUUAUUCUUACGCAGACAUCGCCAAGGCGCAGCAGCAGCAACUUGGUGGCAUCGAUGAGGAUGACGAAGAGGCGUUCGUGGACGCACGGGAAGCGCAGGCACCUUCAUCUCCACGACACAGUCGAUUGUCAAGUAAACAGCGGAAUGCGUUCGGAAAAUCUAGGACGCAUGAAGAGCUGGAGCUUGAGAACUCGACCUUGAAGGUGACACUGGAACAGCUCGCUACCCGCCUAGCUGAAUUCGAGGCUCAUGCUCAAGAUGCUUCGAUGGCAGCUUUGACCCAGAGCAUGGCAAGCUUGCACGCCCAAACCCCUCCCGGCAGGCCGGAUCCUGCUGUGUUCGAUCGGCUGAAGCAGCUUGAGCGGCAGCUCGAAGAGCAGGCAGAGGAGCGACAGAAACUUCAAACUCUGGCGGCGAAACAGGACAGAUCUCUCAAACAGUAUAAGGCUAAGUGGGAGGACAUCAAGAAGAGCGCCAAGGAAAAGGAGAAGGCCAAGAGGGAGAAGUCUGAGGCUGAAGCGCAGAAUCUGCCGGCGGCACUAGCAGAGGACAGUGAAUUCACUCAAGGCUGA